Messenger RNA from Balaenoptera acutorostrata (minke whale), 731 nucleotides. RefSeq names its product pancreatic progenitor cell differentiation and proliferation factor-like. Bases 148 to 495 code for a protein of 115 amino acids. Gene Ontology annotation, biological process: cell differentiation; multicellular organism development. The transcript has a single exon. The record is from RefSeq and is a predicted model, not a curated record. NCBI's taxonomy places the organism in Eukaryota, Metazoa, Chordata, Mammalia, Artiodactyla, Balaenopteridae.
GCGCGUCUGGGUCGUGGAGCCAUCGGCCGUGGUCUCCUUCGCAGAUGGGCUCAGUGGCCUAGCGCCCCGGUCCCCGCCGUCCGUGAUCGAGCGCCGAGGCCCGCGAGGGGUCGCCGCCGAGGUUUCCACCAGCCCACAAGCAAGAGCAUGGCAGCCAUCCCCUCCAGCGGCUCGCUCGUGGCCACCCACGACUACUACCGGCGCCGCCUGGGCUCCACUUCCAGUAACAGCUCCUGCGGAAGUGCCGAGUACCCUGGGGAAGGCAUCCCCCGCCACCCCGGUCUCCCCAGAGCCGACCCGGGACACUGGUGGGCUAGCUUCUUUUUCGGGAAGUCCACGCUGCCAUUCAUGGCCACAGUGUUGGAGUCCCCAGAGCACCCAGAGCCAGCCCAGGCCUCCACCGGCACGAUCACCUGUGACCUGGCUCGGGAAGCCGUGGGGAAGCAGCAGCCUGGCGGCCAGCCUGGCCAAACCAACUCCAGGCCCCCGUCCUGAGUGGCCACCGCCAGCUGCCGGGCUUCCUCCCGAGGCACUAGGCUCGUCAGAGCCCCCCCUCCUUCCCCUCCCUGAGAGUGAGCAGGCUGCAGCCAACAGAAGCAGUUGGGUUUUUAAUAUCAAAACAGCAAAACACCAAAAAGGAAGUUGAGAGAACUCCACUCUUUACUAUCCAAGCCACAUGAGAGCCUUCCCGGCACCCCCUAACCUGUGCCUCACGCCAAGUAGAAAAUAAA